ACUUCUAGGAAAGUAGUUGAAAUCAAAGCAAAACAGACCAACCAAGCAUUAAAAAACUCACCUGAAUAGGAAGGAAGAGAGAGAGCUAAAGCUGAUCAAAAAUGGAGGAAGUGAAGGUAGUGGGAUUCUGGGGUAGUCCAUAUGUUUACAGGGUUAUCUGGGCUCUAAAACUUAAGGGAAUCGAGUUUGAAUAUAUCGAAGAAGAUUUAUCUAACAAGAGCAAAUUGCUUCUACAGCUUAACCCUUUACAUAAGAAAGUUCCAGUUUUCAUUCAUGGUGGAAAAUCAUUUGCAGAGUCUCUUGUUAUUCUUGAAUAUAUUGAUGAGAUGUGGCCUCAAAAUCCUCUGCUGCUACCGGAUGAUCCUAACGAAAGAGCCAUCGCCCGGUUUUGGAUGAAGUAUGUAGAUGAUCAGAGAGAGCAAUUUCUUAGGUUUUGGAAGACAACAGGAGAAGAGCAAGAAAAAGCUACCAGAGACGUCCGAAAUGUUCUAAGAAUCUUGGAAGAGAAUGGCCUUGGUGACAAGAAGUUUUUCGGGGGCAACGACAUAGGAAUGGCUGACUUAGCCUUUGGGUUGAUAGCUUUAUGGAUUGAAGUACUGGAAGAGGCAGCAGGUGUUAAAAUACUUGAACACAACAGCUUACCUCGGUUAAUGGCUUGGAUUGAAAACUUCAACAAUGUUGAUGUCAUCAAAGAAAAUCACCCUGAUCGUCCUCAGUUGUUAGAGUAUCUCAAAGGCCUUAGAGAGAAGUAUCUUUCACAGCCUACAUCAUAAACAAUUAUAAUGAUCACAAUGUAUUGUUAGUGUUAUCUUUAUGUAUUUCUACUUGAUCUUAUGUUUUAUUAUAUAAUAAUAAUAACAGAUUUUCGCCUGCUUCA
Messenger RNA from Cannabis sativa, 877 nucleotides. RefSeq names its product probable glutathione S-transferase. The record is from RefSeq and is a predicted model, not a curated record. NCBI's taxonomy places the organism in Eukaryota, Viridiplantae, Streptophyta, Magnoliopsida, Rosales, Cannabaceae. Gene Ontology annotation, cellular component: cytoplasm. Gene Ontology annotation, biological process: glutathione metabolic process. Gene Ontology annotation, molecular function: glutathione transferase activity. The transcript is spliced from 2 exons. The coding region runs from base 102 to 773 and encodes 223 amino acids.